Messenger RNA from Cydia fagiglandana, 6846 nucleotides. RefSeq names its product exportin-1 (gene emb). NCBI's taxonomy places the organism in Eukaryota, Metazoa, Arthropoda, Insecta, Lepidoptera, Tortricidae. Gene Ontology annotation, cellular component: cytoplasm; nucleus. Gene Ontology annotation, molecular function: small GTPase binding; nuclear export signal receptor activity. The record is from RefSeq and is a predicted model, not a curated record. The transcript is spliced from 4 exons. Gene Ontology annotation, biological process: protein export from nucleus; ribosomal small subunit export from nucleus; ribosomal large subunit export from nucleus. Bases 231 to 3410 code for a protein of 1059 amino acids.
AUUACAAGUAGACAAUUACCAUAGACAAAAAUAUUGCGACAUGUAAGUACGCUUUUUCAAGCUUCAUGAAAACAACGGACUAUGAAGUGUGUAUGGAAGUGCGUUAGACUGAUUGCGCCGCAAAUUACUUUCUAGUGUGGCACGAGGUGAGGAAUGAAUGUGAAUAAAUCAGCCUGAUUUGGUUAUUAAUAAGAGAAACGAAGACAAAACAUUUUUUUUUGAAGAUCACAAUGACAACUUUAGAGCAACAAGCUUCCAAACUUUUGGAUUUUAACCAAAAGUUAGACAUUACUUUACUGGAUAAUAUUGUGGGAUGCCUCUACUCGACCGUAGGAGAGCAGCAACGCAUCGCGCAAGACAUUCUUACCACACUUAAAGAACACCCCGAUGCCUGGACUCGGGUUGAUACAAUUCUGGAAUUCUCACAGAAUCAGGAAACAAAGUACUAUGCUUUACAAAUAUUAGAACAAGUGAUACAGACGAGAUGGAAAGUUCUCCCGAGAAAUCAAUGUGAAGGAAUAAAAAAGUACAUUGUGGGUCUCAUCAUAAAGAACUCAUCCGAUCCUAUCACUAUGGAAAGCAACAAAGUAUUUUUGAAGAAGCUUAAUUUGAUUCUGAUUCAAGUUUUGAAAAGAGAAUGGCCUCACAACUGGGAAACAUUCAUUAGUGAUAUUGUGGGUGCCUCGAAGACCAACGAAAGCCUUUGCCAAAACAACAUGGUGAUCCUCAAGCUCUUAAGUGAGGAAGUUUUUGUGUUCAGUACCGGCCAGCUCACUCAAACCAAAACAAAACAUCUGAAAGAUACCAUGUGUUCUGAAUUUAGCCAAAUAUUCCAACUCUGUCAAUUUGUACUUGAGAAUUCACAAAAUGCCCCACUUGUGGAAGCUACGCUUCACACUCUAUUAAGAUUUUUGAAUUGGAUCCCAUUAGGCUAUAUUUUUGAGAUGAAACUCAUAAGCACACUAAUAUUUAAGUUCCUCAGUGUGCCGCUGUUCAGAAAUGUGACUCUGAGUUGCUUGACUGAGAUCGCAGGUGUGACUGUUAGCAACUACGAAGAUCAGUUUGUUGCCCUUUUAGUGCAGACUAUGGACCAGCUGGAGGGGAUGCUGCCACUCACCACUAACAUCCGUGAUGCAUAUGCUACUGGACGUGACCAAGAACAAGUGUUCAUACAAAAUCUUGCACUGUUCCUUUGUACCUACUUGAAGGAGCAUUGUCAACUUAUUGAAAGAAGAGGAUUGACCAAUACGUUGAUGAAUGCAUUGCGCUAUCUUGUGUUGAUUUCAGAAGUGGAAGAAGUAGAAAUUUUCAAGAUCUGUCUGGAAUUUUGGAAUUCUUUAGCUGCUGAUUUGUACAAAAUUGCCCCUUGUUCUCAAUCAUCAAAUCUAGUUCUGGGCAAAAGUAUGGGCAGGAAAGCUCUCUAUGCUGAUGUACUGAGCAGCGUGCGCUACAUCAUGAUCUCGAGGAUGGCCAAGCCUGAGGAGGUGCUAGUGGUUGAGAAUGAAAAUGGUGAAGUAGUGCGGGAAUUUAUGAAGGAUACAGAUUCUAUCAAUUUAUAUAAAAAUAUGAGAGAAACACUAGUGUACCUUACCCAUUUGGACUACCAAGAUACAGAACGGAUUAUGACAGAGAAAUUGCAGGCUCAAGUGCAUGGCUCUGAGUGGUCUUGGAAGAACCUGAAUACAUUGUGCUGGGCCAUUGGCUCCACAUCUGGUGCAAUGAUGGAAGAGGAUGAGAAGCGGUUUUUGGUAGUGGUGAUUAAAGAAUUAUUGGGUUUGUGCGAGCAGAAAAAGGGCAAAGACAAUAAGGCUAUAAUUGCUAGCAACAUCAUGUAUGUUGUGGGACAGUACCCGCGCUUCCUCAGGGCUCACUGGAAGUUCCUGAAAACUGUUGUAAAUAAACUUUUUGAAUUCAUGCACGAAACUCACGACGGCGUACAGGAUAUGGCUUGUGAUACGUUUAUUAAAAUUGCGUUGAAAUGUCGGCGCCACUUUGUCACCACACAGGUUGGCGAAGCAUGCCCAUUUAUUGAGGAGAUUUUGAGCACUAUCAGUUCCAUCAUCUGUGACUUGCAAACUCUUCAAGUUCACACUUUCUAUGAGGCUGUCGGAUACAUGAUUAGCGCACAAGUGGACCAAGUUGCCCAGGAGCAAUUGAUUGAAAAGUACAUGUCUCUGCCCAACCAGGUGUGGGAUGAUAUAAUUUCGCAGGCAUCCCAUAAUGUGGAUAUUUUGAAAGACCCUGAGGCUGUCAAACAGUUGGUCAGCAUCCUUAAAACGAACGUGCGCGCAUGUCGCGCUCUCGGGCAUCCAUAUGUCGUGCAACUCGGCCGAAUAUAUCUUGACAUGCUGAACGUCUACAAAGUUAUGUCGGAAAACAUAAGUCAAGCGAUUGCACUGAAUGGUGUCGCCGUCACGAAGCAGCCUCUUAUUAAAAACAUGAGAAUUAUCAAAAAGGAAACACUGAAGCUCAUCUCUGGCUGGGUUUCACGCUCCACGGACAAUAGCAUGGUACUGGAGAACUUCAUUCCGCCCCUUCUAGACGCCGUUCUACUAGACUACCAGAGAACCGCAGUUCCCGACGCGAGAGAACCCGAAGUAUUAUCGUGCAUGGCAGCCAUAGUGUAUAAGCUGGGAGGCCACAUCACAUCAGAGGUUCCGAAAAUAUUUGACGCAGUUUUCGAAUGCACCUUGGAGAUGAUAAACAAGGACUUCGAGGAAUACCCGGAUCACCGGACAGAGUUCUUCUUGCUGCUACAGGCUGUGAACACAAACUGUUUCAAGGCAUUCCUGAGUAUACCGCCGGCGCAGUUCAAACUAGUAUUGGAUUCUAUUAUAUGGGCGUUCAAGCACACGAUGCGUAACGUGGCCGACACGGGGCUGCAGAUCCUGCACCGGCUGCUGCAGAACGUGGAGCAGCACCCGCAGGCGGCGCAGAGCUUCUACCAGACGUACCUGUGCGACAUCCUGGAGCACGUGUUCAGCGUGGUGACGGACACGUCGCACGGCGCGGGCCUCACCAUGCACGCGACCAUCCUGGCGUACAUCUUCUCGCUGGUGGAGGCGGGCCGCGUCACGGUGCCGCUCGGCCCGACGCCUGACAACGUCCUCUACAUACAGGACUAUGUGGCGAACCUCUUGAAAACUGCAUUUUCUCAUUUGACGGACAAUCAAAUAAAGAUCACCGUGCAAGGGCUGUUCAACCUGGACCAGGAUAUUCCAGCCUUCAAGGACCACUUGAGAGACUUCUUAGUUCAGAUAAGAGAAUACACGGGUGAGGACGACAGCGACCUGUACCUGGAGGAGCGGCUGUUCGCGCUGCGGCAGGCGCAGGAGGAGAAGCGGCGCGUGCAGCUCUCCGUGCCCGGCAUGCUCAACCCGCACGAGCUGCCCGAGGAGAUGCAGGACUAGGCGAGGUCAGCCCACCGGGGCGAGCUGUGAGUAGCGAUGGCCGAGUUUUUACAUGGCCGUGUUUGAACAAGGAAAACGUACUCAGAAACACCCUUCAGAAAAAAACGGCGCGAAUUUAAAUUUUCUACAGGAAGUCAAGCCUUGGCGCCUACAUUUUUUAUUUUUGCCGCCUUUUCCUACUGACAAACUGGGUGUGCCAGAGUAUAGUUUGGCCAGGGUCUGUCUCCUUUCAAGCAUAAUAAGUUUAUGGAAUGCAAAGUUAUCUUAAGCCGCGUUUACACUUAGUGUUCUGAACAGUUCUGAGCGAGCAAUCGUUCGUUCGUUUGGUAAAUGAAACACAUGCUCAAUUAGUGAGUGGGAAGAGCAAACACUUGCUCAAAACAAAAUGUUUGCUCAGAACACUAAGUGACAACGCGGCUUUUUAGACGGACUAGUAGGGUAAUAAUGUAUCAGCGUAUCACAGGCACAUCUGAAAAUCAUAACUGAAUACUUUGCCUCUGAUUAUUUUCUACGGUCACGCAUAAUUGUCAAAUAUAACUGAUAGAUUACAGACGAUUUUUUAGUUAUAUUUGACAGAUUUCCUUGACCAUAGACAAUAAUUUGCGCCAAUACACUUCAGUGUUGAAUUUCGGAUGUGUGUGCGAAGACCCUAAUGUAUGCAUAAUUUGUGUUCGCACGGGACUUUCAUCUACAAGUACGUUUUAGAAAAUGGCCGAUCGCUACUCGCUUUAACGUCGCUGAUCAGACAGCCGCCCUAAUCUCUUUUUGUAACUUUCAGAUACUAAAAUGACGUCGCGUUGCUUAUUUAUGACUUUAAAUCGGGGGAUACAACGAAUUAACUGCGGAACUUAAAAUUUACUAACUUAUUCGUUUUAGGGGAUAUUUGUCAUAUUUGUAGGUGUAAUUGGUAUAUAAAAUUCUUUAGUCAAACUGACUUACUUGACUAUGAUAGAUCUUAGUUGCAUUAUGGUUAAGAAUGGUGAGUUAACUAUGUCAACAAUCUGUACAUUGUUAUAUCUUAUUUUUUUAUUUCACUGUACUACGCUAAGUUUGCCGCCUUGUGGGUUUCUUUCUUUCUUCAUAAGUCAUAUCCAACUGUCAUUUUAGUAUCUGGAAAAUAAUAACUGAGACGAGACACUUGUUUGACCGAGGAAUCGAAUAUUCUCGAUUACUCUUAAGAGUCUCUUAAGGCUGCCCAUUAGGAUAAACUCCUAGCUACGCCGAAGACUAGUAACAGUUCACUAAAAUACGCUACAACCACUUGACACUAGGAAUGGUGUUUUCGCAGAAAACGGUCUACAACGACUAAGUCAAUAUUUAGAACUGUUUGCACGACCGAUAAUCUAUAAACAAAGUUUUUUACCCACUUUGACUUGAACAGUUCAUGUUGCUAUUGGUUUUACAUACAAUUCAAAUUAAAACCACAACUUCAAUUAUAGAGCCAUGGUCAAGAAACUAUGAUUUAAUCCGACUUUGCAUGGUGUAUGUCUCUUUAAUCGAUUUAACUUGUUUAACCAUCGUUGUAGUUAGAAAUCUUUGAAAUCUCGAAAUAAACGAAAAAGAAAAACAUCGUUUUUAAACUAAAUUCAAAAUUACUUGUAUAUAAAGCCAGAUCAGUGUGGUUUCGUAUUAGUGUAAGGGCGCUGUGACGUAAUAAUUAUAAUAUAGAUCAGGAUUUUGUACGGCUUAUGUAAUAGUAUUUUUAUAUUUUUGGACACAAUGUUAACAACCUGUUGUUAUAGCAACCCAACUCUGUGAUUUUUUAAGGCAUUGUUUACCAAUUGUGUGCGAUCCACUACAAAAUACGCAUAUCCCGGAGAAGAUAACUCCUUAAUUCCGGUUCCUUAGUGAUGACCCAAUGCCACGGAAUUCAGAGAAAAAUGUCUAUGGUCACGGAAAAUCUAUCAGACAAAAUUAGCAGAAUUUAAAGAGCUGACGGAAAGGAUUCUAUUAGAUCGGCCAGAACCAUAGACAUUCCAUUCUGAAUUCCCUCACGUUUGUGGUAAGCAGUUGAUUCGCUUGCGCUCCGUCUAAUUGGAAUUAACAACCUAACGUAUCAUGAGUAAGCACAUUCUGCUUCGACUUAUGGGUUUAAAAGCGAAUUAGACCAUUUCGUACCACUGGCUCACCGCCAAUGGUAUAAAUGUGGUUCUUUCUGUAAAUGUGGCAUUCUAGGUAAUAUUGCCCAUCAGGACAACUUGUAUAUUUGACGCAGACCAAGGCUAAUCGCAUAGAAAGCAUUGCCUUAGAUAAAACCAGAGAAGACAGCUUGUACUUAGUGGUUCACUAGUUAGGGGGAGUCACGUGCAUCGUAGUUGGCGAGCCUAGUUUACGCUUUUCAACUAUUAUUUGUAGCAUUUAAUACGUAUUAAGGGUCAAGUAAUUUCAAUAGAGUUAGCCCCAAUAACUACUAUUAUACUAUUUGCACGUUUAGUGUGCGUUUCGAGAGUUUUGAGCAGUUCAUAAAAUAAGUGCACAGUUAAGCUUGUUUCUCGCGAGAUUUCUCGUUUUGUACGAGAUCCGACCCGAGAUGUCGUUCGUAUCAUCUAGUUUGAUACUGAGCUAAAAUGAUAAGUUAUUUUGCCAAAACAACCUCUAAGCUAAGCUGAUAAGGGUGACUUCUUCGAGUUAUGUGUAUCACAAUUUACAACAUGUGAUAAAAACAGUAACUGCAUGCCACUUGGAUGGAAAGUCACUUGUAUAAGCCUAGCUACAAUAUUUCGAAUGUAAAUGAGAAACGAUUUAAUAUGGACAUAACUGAAUAAGCUGCCAAUUUCAUGAUCCACGUUUGAUUUAAUUUUAAAGUACUUUGAUGUUAUAUUUGUAAGUUUUAAAAUUGUAUAAUAACGAUAGGACUCGGCUCUGCAGCGAGGCAGCAAGACUAGUGGUUAAGAUAUCACAUUUAAGUGGACUGUUAUCAUAGUUUUACGUGGAUGCAAAUCUUGUGCCUAUAAAAUAUUACCUUAUUCUGCCAGAUUGUACAGAGCCCGUAUGGAACAUGUAAGGUGAUGAAUGCUAGGAAGGUUGGAUCACAAACCACUCCGAUAAGGGCAUAUUUUGCCGGCACAAGUCGUAGGUGGGCCUUAUUUAAGCAAGCAUUAAAUCAUGCAUCAAUUUACAUUGCUAGAUGAGAUAGAAUAUUUCUAUGUUUUUAAGUAAUCUUCAAAUGUAAUGAAAUCUCUGUGAUGGAACCAGUGUCGGAUGUUCAACAUGUGCGCUACUAAAGCUGAGUAUUAAUUCGUAGAUUCUAGGUAAAACUUUAUGAAGUGAAUUGCUGUUAGUAACAUUUUUUUAUGUUUUGUUUAAUGUUGUCUCAACUAAUUUCAUGAUGGUUUGGGAAUCUGAACACUCAGGGUAGUAUCCAAACACAUUUUGGGCCCGAUUAACUGUCAGUCUUUCAUUUUGUGUUUGAAAUAAACAAAUAAAUAUUAAGUGA